Molecule: messenger RNA, 1421 nt
Organism: Paramecium pentaurelia
Lineage: Eukaryota; Ciliophora; Oligohymenophorea; Peniculida; Parameciidae
Source: the annotation of a GenBank genome assembly
AUGCAAUAACGAAAUGAUUUAUUAAUAGAGCAAUAAGUUUAACAAAAUAUGAAUAUCAAUCCAACUAUUGCAUCUAUCAGUAUACCAGAUGAUAAACCACUAAGUCCAAUUAGUGUUGUUAAACCACAACAAAACAUCCAUAUUUAUAAUAAAGAUUAUGAGUAAAUAUAUAUUAACUAAACAUUUUUAGAGGUAAGAUUCUAAUGCUGAAAAGACUGACAAAUUAUUAAGAAUAAGAUUAUCCAAAUGGAACAUUUUAUGGUUAAAUGAUAAAUGGUAAAAAACAUGGAUAAGGUGAGAUAAAAUAUUUACUUACUAAGGUCUUAUGCUAUUACAAGGUCGAGUUUGUGAGGGAGUCUGGUAGAAUGAUAGAAAACAUGGACAUUGCAAAGAGAUCUUUGAUUCAGGGGAGACAUUUGAAGGAGAAUAUUAAAAUGGAAAACCAUAGGGAAAAGGAGUUUAUAUUCGUAAUAACGAAAGUUAUGAUGGAUAAUGGGUAAAUGGAUUCAAACAUGGACAUGGAAUUUGGAAAAUGGGAAAUGAUUUUUAUGAAGGAGAAUGGAAAUUUGGAAAAAUUGAUGGAUAUGGAGUUUACAUUUAGAAUAAUAAUAAAUAUACUGGAAGUUUUAGAAAUAAUUUGAAGCAUGGACAUGGAAUAGAGAAUUUUGCUAAUGGAGAUCUUUAUAAUGGAUAGUUUUGUAAUGGGAAACCAGAAGGUUAAGGUACAUAUAUUUGGAAUAAUGGUGCAGAAUAUAGAGGUUGAAUAUAAAAUAUAUAAAAUAAUAGGUAUGUUUAAAAAUGGAGUAAGGCAUGGUAAAGGAGUAUGGAGUAAGUGGGAUCCUUUAAAAGAAGGUCAUUAUCGUUAUGAGGGUAUGUUUGAGAAUGAUAAAAAACAUGGACAAGGAGUAUUUACAUGGCCAUCAGGAAAUUAUUAUGUUGGAGCUUUUGUUAAUGAUUACAGACAUGGUUAUGGUGAGAUGUUUUGGAAGGAUUAGUAUUAUAAAGGAUAUUGGGAAAGGGGUAUGCAACAUGGAGAUGGUGAAUUGUGUAAGAAUGGAGUGAUUAAGAAGGGUCGAUUUGAAAAUAAUGUAUUAACAAAUCAUAGAAGUAAUAGUAUGUGGGAAUCAGGUGAAAGUAAUUUUAAAUUAGCAAAUAAUUUAAAUUAAACAUUUUCACAUGGCAUAUCUGGUUUAUCUUAACGUAGUAGAUAUAUGCCUGCAAUUGGACGUAAACCGAAAUUAAUUAUGAGAAAAGGAGAUAAAACAGUUAUUUUAGAUAAUUUGAUAAUUAAUGAUAUACCAAUAGAGAAUGAUCCUGAUUUCUUAACUAUUUGUCCAGAACCUGUUUAAUAGAAAAAGUUUAAACCAAAAAUGAAUUGUAGUUAGCUUUUGAAAUAACAUUUUAGUACUUUGAGAAAAUGA